Messenger RNA from Manihot esculenta (cassava), 2709 nucleotides. RefSeq names its product calmodulin-binding receptor-like cytoplasmic kinase 3. Gene Ontology annotation, biological process: protein phosphorylation. The coding region runs from base 1012 to 2574 and encodes 520 amino acids. The transcript has 7 exons. The record is from RefSeq and is a predicted model, not a curated record. Lineage: Eukaryota; Viridiplantae; Streptophyta; Magnoliopsida; Malpighiales; Euphorbiaceae. Gene Ontology annotation, molecular function: protein kinase activity; ATP binding.
AUCAAAUAACGGUCAACAUUGUCCAGCAUUUGGGUUCUCUUUACUUGUAGCUUUGUUUCCAUAAAAUAAUAAAGUUAUUAAGAGACGGCAAUCACUCGCCCAACCAUUUUCCUUCCUCUUCAAAACGCCCAACAAAAAUCUUUAGGCCGGUCACUCUUUCAAUUUCUUUCUUUCUUCUCUCAACAAAAUUCAACCAAUUUUCUUGUUUCUUCAGGUUUGCUUCUUUCACUCCUUUUGUUUUGUUUGUCGUAGCUAGCAUAUCAUGCUUCAGCUUGUAUUUCUCGCUCUUUGUUUGUCUGUCUGUGAGUUCAGCUUGAAGCAACUUAAGAAUCGUUGUAUUUGUUCUUUGUUGGUGUUGAAUUCUGAAGUUUUGGUUGCUUUAUUAUCUGGGUUUGAUUCGUUUUAUCAUUUGGUUUUGUGGGUAUAGGAGGAUUUGGUUCCACUUUAAGGGUUUUGGCACUUUCUAGGUCUAGCUGGAAGUUCGAUCUACAGCUCAUUGAAGCAACUAUGUUGUUAGUUUGGUGAGCAGGUUAUCGAGGACUUGGAAGAAUUAUUGUUAAGCCCAAAUUUGGAAGUGAUAAAAAUCGAUAUCCACUUGUCUAUCAUUUGCCAAUUUCUUGAAUUCUUCAGGGAACUAUGAUUCCUUGACUCGAAUUGUCUUUGGGUGUUGGAGUUUCAGCUACUUUCUUAUCCGGGUUCUCCCUUUUGUCAACUUCACAAAUUGGAAUUUGAAGAAUUCCUUGAGUUUCGUGGUGAUUGUCCAGAAUUGUGCUCUGAGUAGAGUUCUGUGAACAGAAGAUUUGUUGGAGUUGAAUUUCAAGCUAAUUUUCCAUCUGGUUUUCUCAACACAAUUGGUUAAGAGCAGUGGAAGUGAAUUAUUUUGGUUGAACUUAUAAGCUUUAUGGGGUUGUAAUUUUGUAUUUCUUUCACAUCUAUUCAUUUUAUAGAGCUUAGUUGCGGUUAGCUGAAUAUUGAGAUGUUUUCGUUAAGCCUAAAUUCUCAAAGAUGUAAAUGGAGCACAUUAUUUUAUUGAUGAUGGCUGUUUCUGCAUUGGCUCUGUUGUUAUUGGUGCAAUUUCCAAGCGCAAUUGCCUCUGGGUUUGACAUACAAUCAAAGGUUUGCGGUACCGAUCACAUAGUCUAUUCAAAUUUUCAUGAUCAGGAAUUGUUUUACAUUAAUGGAAGUCCUGUAGACAAAGAUUCAUUUUGCAAGCUUGUCCAGUUCCACUAUGCAAAUGGUUGCAUCUCUGAGAGUUAUGAUGGCAGUAACUACUGUGGGCUGGACCUCUCAUUAGCUAAGUCUACUCUCAAGCAAGGAAGAAAACUUUUGCAGAAGGUGGUUGGCGAACAGUCCAAAAACCAUGAUGUUGGUCAUGAUCUUCCUCCUAAAGAGAAGAAGAAUGAUCCUACAACCUUUUCAACUGGCAAACAAGUCGGCUUAGUAGCAACUGGAAUUGUUGUCAUGAGCUGUGGUCUUAUGUGUCCCUGUUUUUAUAGGAAAAGGAAACCAACUGCACACUCUGUUCUUGCGAAGGAUCCAAAUUCAAUGGAUUCAGUAUCCUCUAUUGAUGUGAAUUCUGCUACUGAAAAAGUUCCACCCAGUCCACUUCGGGUGCCACCUAGUCCUUCUAGAUUUUCAAUGUCUCCCAAGCUCAGUAGACUGGGAUCUAUUCAUCUCAAUUUGAAUCAGGUUGCAAGAGCUACCCAUAAUUUUUCUCCAACUAAUCGGAUUGGAGAAGGAGGCUUUGGAACUGUCUACAAGGCCCAACUAGAAGAUGGGCAGGUGGUUGCCAUAAAACGAGCAAAGAAGGAACACUAUGAGAACUUGCGAACUGAAUUCAGCAGUGAAGUUGAGCUUCUGGCAAAAAUUGAUCAUCGGAAUCUGGUGAAAUUACUUGGUUACGUUGAUAAAGGAAAUGAGCGUCUUAUUAUUACGGAGUAUGUGCCAAAUGGUACUCUUAGAGAACAUUUGGAUGGUCAGCGUGGAAAAAUUCUGGACUUUAAUCAAAGGCUUGAAAUAUCUAUCGAUGUUGCACAUGCGUUAACUUAUCUCCAUACAUAUGCAGAGAAGCAGAUUAUCCACCGAGAUGUCAAAUCAUCCAACAUUCUUUUAACGGAAAGCAUGAGGGCCAAGGUUGCUGAUUUUGGAUUUGCCCGACUUGGUCCUAUGGACUCUGAUCAGACUCAUAUUUCAACCAAAGUGAAAGGGACAGUGGGUUACCUGGACCCUGAAUAUAUGAAGACUUAUCAACUCACCCCAAAGAGUGACGUAUACUCAUUUGGGAUUUUACUUCUAGAAGUUCUGACAGGCCGUCGUCCUGUGGAGCUGAAGAGACCAGCAGAUGAGCGGAUUACACUUAGAUGGGCCUUCAGGAAGUACAACGAAGGAACUAUGGUAGAUACGUUGGAUCCAUUAAUGGAAGAAAAAGUAGAUGGAGAGAUACUCAUGAAAAUGUUUGCUUUGGCAAUCCAAUGUGCUGCGCCCAUUCGAGCAGAUCGACCGGACAUGAAAACUGUAGGAGAGCAACUGUGGGCAAUAAGGGCAGACUACCUGAAAAGUGCAAGGCGUGGUUAAGGGGAAAAUAAAAGUAAGGAAAUCUCAAAGUGGCUUCAUAUUCUGUUGUGCUCUUUUAUUUUCAUUUUAUGUUCAGCCUGUGUAAACAAAUUCUAAACAAAUUCCAUUUUACUGUGAAGACAAACUUUGCUUUAA